This is a messenger RNA of Seriola dumerili (greater amberjack), 5357 nucleotides long. RefSeq names its product UPF0606 protein KIAA1549L-like. The coding region runs from base 1 to 4545 and encodes 1514 amino acids. NCBI's taxonomy places the organism in Eukaryota, Metazoa, Chordata, Actinopteri, Carangiformes, Carangidae. The record is from RefSeq and is a predicted model, not a curated record. The transcript has 25 exons.
AUGGCUCCUAAACAUGCGCUCCUCUCCAGCAGCAGCAGCGGUAGCAGUGGCCCCGGGGUCGAUGGGAUAAAUGUUAAAAAAGACCCCUGCUCUUCCUCUCCGACGGCAUGGAUCCUGGAUGCGCGGAUGGUGGCCGUGUGCACGCCGAAGAACUGGAAGAGGACACGGGCGCUGAAUGGGAUGACGGCCCGAUGGUUUGUGACCAUCGGCACGGUGCUGAUGCUGAUGAUGCAGAGCUCCUUGGCCGCUGACGCUGAGGGAGGUCAUCAUGAGUCAAUGCGGCGGGGUGUUUUGCCUCCGGACCCCGCAGUGCCCUCCAACCUCUCAGCCACCCCCGGGAUUGGAGACAGAGCUGGGGCUGAAGACAAAGAUGGGAUGGAUGGGUCUGACGUCGGUCCUGGAGCUUGGUCCGAGGGCAAAGUGUUCGCCGAGGCCAGAACAGCGGUUUGGACUGAAACAGAGUCGGGAGUGCGUGCUCGAGCAGGUGGCAAAGUCUUUGCAGAGACUGAGAUUAUGAGGGGAACCGGUGCCUGGGCUGAAGUCGGGGCUGAAUGGAGGCCAGUGGACAGGGCGGGGGGUGACCUGCCAAACAUGCCCAGGGACCCAGCUGCCUGGCUGGGGCAGCAGAGGCUGCGUCCGCGUGGAGAGGGCCAAAGAGAGCAGGCAGCUUUUUCAUCAGUCCUCACCAUGCUGGCAGAGACAGCAGAGCUUCAGGCACCAGUGGUGGGAAAACCUAACAGAGACACUAGGACAGCAGGAUCAGACAACGCCUCUCUGGUUGCUGUCAACAGCAGCUCGUCCAACAGCAACAGCAGCUUCAGUCUGGAGGAGUCAGUGAGCAGCCUCCCGGCCUGGGACCUCCCCACUGUCCCCGAGUCCCUCCUGUCCACAGUGGGCGACCAUGAUGUCACACUUCCUGCCAAUGUCACCAGCCCUUUCUCCACCCACCAGUGGAACACCACCGUGCCCGUGCGCACCAGGAACACCUCGCGGUACACAACCACAUCAAGCACCACCAUAAGGACGUCUCCAUCACCCACCGCCGCGUCAACUUUACCGUCAUCCACAACGGCAAGACAACAAACGCCACCGGAACCCACCGCGGGGUCAAACGACACAAGCCAGGACACUGUGACCAGCGACAGCCUUCAGCUGACGACGGUAACCAUGACGACGCCCUCGACGACCACUCUUACUGUGACCGCCGAUGAGGCGACAACGCAGGCGGCGACCACUGUGAGCGCUGUAAGGCCAUUACCACCAAAUAUCACCGCUGCUACGACCACGCAGCAAACGACGAGCCUCAAACUGACCACAGCGGCCAUGACUCGGCCUACUACAACCACAACCACCACACCUGCCCCUACCACCACCACGACUGUACCCCCAACCACCAUCACCACCACUACUACUACUACUACUACUCCUUCUCCCACUACUACUACUACUACUACUACACAUGCUACUACUACUGCUGCCACCACCACCACUACUACUACAACUACAACCUCAACAACAAAGGUACCUGUCACCACUGUGUUCAUCCCGGGACACACCACACCACCUCUAACCACGACCACAGAACCUCCCUCCAGCACCACUGCAGAGGAAAGUCCUCUACCGUGCAACGUGACCGAGAAGUAUUGGGUCAGAACAGUUUUGUCCAUCGAGCUGCGCAGGAACCGCCUGGACCUGAUCCUUAAACAGAAUCUCUCUAAAGGCCUGAGCCACGCCCUGCAGAGAGCCUUGAAUGACUCCACUGCCUACGCGCAGGUGGAACGUGAUGACUGCAGCCCCCACAACGUGACGCUGGGUUACUAUGUGACCAGUGGCAAAACUGUCUACAUUUCCUCCUUGGUGGUUGAGGCGCUGAAUGUUUACGGUUUUGACAAGCUGCUGUCAGACAUUAGGCAGCAUAUCCCAUUGGUUAAGGCAGUUCUGGUUCCCGUGGCAACCUGGAUGCCCACUCCGAGCAUUCACCUGCAGCUGAAAACAGUGUUGAGGUUCGUCGGCCCGACAGACAACGUCUACUCCUGCAGUUUUGUCCAGAUGUUGGAGCAGAGGCUUGAGAACGCCUUUGAUGAAGCUCAGGACAAAGUGCUGGAGACCUACAACAGGCUCACUGUGGAGAUCCAGAGCGUUUCCCAGGAACCGGGCUCUCCGUCGGUCACUCUGGUGUACGUGGUGAAGAAUCAGGACGCGAUUCUUAACGGGACAAUCUCCAGCGGUCUCCUCAACCAGCUGACUGCUGAGCUGGUGGGCUACUUCCUGUUCUACCCACCCCUGGUCAUCGCUGAGCCCCUUGAAUACCAUAAUCUCAACACGUCGAUGGCAACCAAGAACUACUGGGUGAUAACAGUGAUCCAGGAUGUGGACAGUUCCUCCCUGGAGGCCAACUACCAGAGCUUCGCCAGCCUGAUGGAGCAGCGGCUGGCUGAGCUCUUCCUGGUGGCCGGCAGGCAGGGCUCUCGGACGGCACGGUCCCGGCGGGCCACCACUGUAGGGGGCUACACCGUACAGAUGGUGAGCAUGCGUCGACUGCCUGGUCCCAAGAACCCAGCGGAGAUGACCUACUACGCCCAGCUGAACGGAGCACCCAUCACUGGAACCACCGCUGCAAAGACCCUCAGCAGUCUGGACUCCCAGACCAUGGCUCUGACGCUGGGGUACUUCGUACAAGUGCAGGCUGAACCUGUGGUAAAGACGCCGCCCAGCAACCUGUGGAUCAUGGCUGUUUUGACGCCUCUCUUUCUGUUGGUGGUGGUGAUCGGCAUGGUGGCCUUCAUUUUGUGUAAGAGGAACAGGGUCAUCUUCAAAACUGGCGCCUUUAGGACCUUCAAAACUCGCUCCAAGACCUCAUACCGAAGGGAGGGCAGUUACCACCACCAGCCUGUCCAGGGAUUCGACUACGCCAAGAAGCACAUGGGUCGAACGGGUGAUGAGGCCAUCUCUGUUACUAAGGAAACACUGGUGCUGGGGCUGCCCGUGCGAGAUGCUCCGUUGUCAUUGUCUUUGGAUAAGAAGGUCCACCAGGAUGGGACUGCCAGUAAGAGGCCUCCAUCUGCGGACAUACACAAAGGAGGACGGUUGCCAAGUGAGGAGGACGGCUCGGUGUCGAGUAACGGCUCAGGGAAGCUGAACACCAGCAAGAGCUCGUCAGCCCGUAGGACAGCGACCGGCAGCAGUACGAAGAAUGGCAAGGAGGAGCUGCAUAAGAGGAGCGCCAACGACCCGUACGAGGACCAUUCAGGCUCUCUGCGUCUCAUCACCAUUAAACCCAUGACAGCCCAGCCAACCUACUCCUACCCCUCCUCCUCCUCCCACAGCCAAGACUCUGUGGUCCUCAACGGGGAGGCAAACCAUGGUGGGCUGAAGCAGAAGUCGGACAUCGAGCACUACAGGAACAAACUGCGUCAGAAGGCCCGGAGAAAGGGCUACGGAGAGUUCUCGCUGUCUGAGACCGGUAGCCACGGUUACAGUCACCGUGACACCAGGCAUAGUCGGCAUGACAAUGGGGUCAAGGAGCCAAUGACCGCAGAGGAGAAGAGGGCCUCCUUUGCAGGAUGUCAUAAGAGGUACUCCCACCCACGGGAGCCGACCUACUGGAGCAGACAGUCUCUGAGCAGCCCGAGCCCAGUGGAGACGGAGAUGGACCUGCUGGUGCUGAGAGAGAGAUCCAGACGGGGCAUCCGUAACAACGGCUACGACGGUGAACCAGAACCGUUCGAGGAGACCAACGUGGACCGUCUGAUGAGCUCUCUGGGUUACGGAGGUGGAUCCACUGGCACCGGGAACGGCAGCUUGGGGGUGAAAGCUCACCGCGGCUCUGACUCCUCCACACUCAGCUCUCAGCCGUCCAUUGAUGAGGUCCGCACGCAGAUGCAUAUGUUGCUAGGCAACGCCUUCAGUCUGGCACCUCCGGACCACGACCCGCCUUCCCCUCCAACCAACCACCACCAUCACCACCACCAUGCCCACAGCGCUUACAACCCCUCCCACACCAGCCACUACAGUGACGGGGUGACCAGCGCCCCGGGCACCAUGAACCAUCCCUGUGGAGGCAGGCAGAGGAGCGCAGGCUAUGAGGACAUGCACCAGUGCAGUCUGCCCAAACCGGGUUUCCGGUUCACUCAGCUUCCUGAUAUGGGCAUUGGUUCACCCCCGCCACUGAUCCCCUCUAGACCAGGACCGCCACCUGGGACCUCACUACGACGCUCCACCCCUGAUGUUAGUCUGAAGCCUCGUGUGUCAGAGGCCUCAGACCUCCAGGCCCAGCAGCACAACGGCGCCCCCUACCUGCCGCUGUCCAGGACCCCCUUCCCUGCUGUUACUGUCGACCAGUCUAUUACCACCUACUCAGGAAACCCAAUAACAGCAGUCUACGCUAUAUCGUCCAACCGCCCGGGUUACUCAGACUACUUUGUCAUGUCGCCGCCGUCCUCGUACCGUAGCCCGUCCUGGAUGUCCUACCCACCCGAGCCAGAAGACCUGCCGAGGCAGUGGAACGACACGCCGAACUCACGUCACCUUGAAACCAUCUGCUGAAAUCAUCAACCUGUGACACUCGAGUGGAAACUCGGUGUCUCUUUGGGUAGAGGACCUCCUUCUCACAGAAGACCCUCUGGAGCUUUAUCACCACCCCCUCCCUCCAUCACCGGUGGAUCCCCUCUGCCCCCACGUUAUCUCCAGCUGUCCCCUCGCUCCACUGGUCUGGCCUCCAUCUAUCCACUCUCAGCCCAUUUCAUCUGCAGCUCAAAGCAUUUCUCAUCCCUCAGAACUCCUCUGCCCUGUAAGCCCUCUCACCUGGUCAAAGCUCCACUUCAAUGUCCUUACCAAUGCAAAUGCUCAGCCAUAAAUCUCUCUCUCUUUCUGUCUCGCUCUAUUCUUUCUGCUCCCUGAGCCCCCGGGCCUCACCGGCCCUCACCGGCCCCUCUGGGCCCCUAGUCACUAUCUCUAUGUAGACUGCCUCUUCUGUAGUGACCACCACUGUACAGCCAGAGGCCCCCCAUCACGCUGCUGAACUGAACUAAGCGGGAAAUGAGAGCUGCGUGAAGCUGUACUGUGCUUCCCUGCCUAAACAACACACACGCACAUUUGUGUGUGUGUGUGUGUGUGUGUGUGUGUGCGCGCGCGCGCGCGCAGUGCGGGCGAACAGGGUGAGUACAGUACAGCGUGACAUGCAGUGCAGUGUGACGAGUUCUCUGCCCCAGCAAUCAUCGUACAGUAACAGCCAUCUGCCCGGCACACGAUGGCACUUGGCGCUGCGUUAUCAGUACAGUAGUGCCCCGGCCGCGGCCAGUAGUCUACUCCUGUGAACUGGACUGGACUGGACCUUCCUGGACUUGCCCCAUAAGUCC